This is a messenger RNA of Ectocarpus sp. CCAP 1310/34, 1410 nucleotides long. NCBI's taxonomy places the organism in Eukaryota, Phaeophyceae, Ectocarpales, Ectocarpaceae. The record is from the annotation of a GenBank genome assembly.
AUGGCCUGCACGGAGAGCAUCGAGAACUUCAGCGGAUACCGCCCGGAGGGAAAGAAGCGCAGCCUCACCGAGGCGUACUACGUGCCGCCCUUCGGAUAUUCGUCGGGCCUGAAGAUGUGCGAGUUUACCAAGAGGCGCCGGACGGAGUCCAGCAGCGGCGUCACUUCCGCAACCUACACGUACAGCGCUCCUUCGCCGACCCUCGCCCCGACCGGCUUUACGCCCGCCGCGCUCAAGGCCAUGAAACAUCAGGUGCCGGUCGUCCGCAGGCCCCCCUACGAAUCAGACCUGAAGCUUCUCCUCAAGGACGCACAGGACCACGAGAUCGCGAUGCGCGCUGCCUUGGACGCCGCCGAGAGGGAGCUGCACGAGGCUACCAAGCGGGCGGCCAUCCUCGCCUCCGACCUUCUCGAUGCUAUUUCUCGCGGCCAGAGGUUGUCGGAACUCGACCAAGAGCAAAAGGCGAACGCCGCCGAGAUUGCCAAGGUCGUGCAAGAGGCGGGUGCGACCACUCUCGACGUCCAGCGGAAGCUGGCCGAGUCCCGGGCGCAGGCGGACGCCGCCGAGGCUAAGAAGGACGCCCUUCUCCACGGCCUCUCGCGCGAAUCGCUCCUCCACUGCCCCCCGCACGAUGACGUCGAGCUGGCCAAACUCCUGGAAAAGCACGAGGCGUGCCUGAAGAAGGCCAACGGGCUUCGGGCGCAGUGGUACAGAGAUCUUCUCGUGCUCGAGCGGCACUUCGCCGGCGACCUCGACUACGUCAGCUCGUCCCUCCAGACCUUGGCAUCCUCCGACGACCUCUUGCCGCCCCACGUCAUGGCGGUGCUGUCUGCCGAAGACGCGAAGCGUGCCCAGGAGACCGGUAGGGCCCGGGCGAAAGAGCUCCACCUCUCCGCCGAAGCCAGGUACCGGGAAAUAGUGGACAAGGUGGGCACUCUGACCCCGUGCCUCGGCACCAGGCCGUCGAUCGACGCGCGCGAACUCGCCCUGGCCGAGGAAAAGCUGGUGAGGGUAUCGGCGAUGAUCUCGGCGUUCAACCUGUUCCGCACAGCACAGGCGAACAAGAGGAUGGACGCGCAGCGAGCCUGCAACGAGUACAACCAGGCCAUGUUCGACGUUUCGAAGUGCGAGAAGCGCCUUGCGGACGCGAAGGCGUACGAGCAGGAGGCUCUGGAGGACGAGGAGGAGGCCGAACAGGCCGUUUUCGAGACAGGGCAAGACAUCAAUAAGGUCGUGGCCGAGAUGGUCGACUUCAAGAACCGGCUGGUCGACCCUGAGUGCGAAGAGGAGGGCAUCAAGCGAGUCGUGGUCAAGACCCGACAAGCCUGGAACGAGGCCGUGUUGACGGUGGCUCGCAUCAAGGAGCACUGUGACUCGGCAGUGUUGCGGACAGCAUGCGUGUGGCCGUGA